This is a messenger RNA of Mangifera indica (mango), 849 nucleotides long. RefSeq names its product stigma-specific STIG1-like protein 1. Bases 338 to 748 code for a protein of 136 amino acids. The record is from RefSeq and is a predicted model, not a curated record. NCBI's taxonomy places the organism in Eukaryota, Viridiplantae, Streptophyta, Magnoliopsida, Sapindales, Anacardiaceae. The transcript has a single exon.
UAGGCGAACUUAUUUCUUCGACAUUUUCUUGUAUUGACAUCACAUUUUCUUCCUCCGAUGUAUUCUUUAGAGCCACAAAUCAAUCUGACCGACAGGAAGUUAGCAGCCAAGAUUCAUUGUGUAUUGAUUUUGCUUUACAGUCGGGAUACAAAAUCAAAGGAAGGUCGCUUUUCUUUACAUCUACUCAAAUGGAUAUCGCUGGAAGAAGUAUUCAGUAUUUUGUAAGAUUUUUGCAUGAAUCAAGACCACAAACGCAUAAAGCAAGACUUGCAAAUUCAUUUACCAAAUUCAACUAUAUACACUCAAGCCCAACCUAGCAAAUCGUCCUAUCAUAGCAAUGAAGUUGCUAAACUCAACUCUCUUCUUCGCCCUUAUCUCGGCAACAUUACUCACUGUCAAUGUUGCAGCAACAGUUACAAACCCAGAUGCAUACACUGAAGAGUUAAGCACUUCUUUGAGAGGGGUGAGCCGGUUGUUGGCGCAGCAGAAUAUGACUUGUGAUAAGUUUCCGAGAGUGUGUCGACAGAUGAAGAGCAGUCGAGGGCCAGACUGCUGCAAGAGAAAAUGUGUUAAUGUGAAGACAGAUAAAUUGAACUGUGGAAUGUGCGGGUACAAGUGCAAGUAUACUGAAAUUUGCUGCAAAGGGCAGUGCGUGAAUGCUUCAUUUGACGAGAGAAAUUGUGGAGGGUGCAAUGAGAAGUGCAAGAAGGGAGAGUACUGUGUUUAUGGGAUGUGCAACUAUGCAUGAUCAAUAUAUUACAUAUACUACUAGUUUAUGUUGUAAUGCUGUUUAUAAUCUUCCCUGCAAGGGAUGUAAAGAGUCUUGAUCUAUUUCAAAAUUACAAACAA